CGUCCUGCCGGGGAGGAGCCAUGAAGCCGCGGCACUGACACGUAACAACCCUGCUUAAACUUCAAGGAAGGCGCCGCAUCUUUUUCCCUGAAGUGGAGAGUGGACACGGCUGCUCGGCCUUGAUGUGUGGUUGACCUGUCCGGGACCAGAGGCUUCUUCUUCGGGCUGUUGCGGAGGAUACCCGGGGCUGGCGGAGACAGGAGCCCGACUCACAAGAUGAGGUUCUCAGCGUUGAUGUCGGUGCUGCGGUCUGUCGGCCCGGUGAUCGUCGGCAUUUCUCUGGGGUUCACGCUGAGUCUGCUGAGCGUGAACUGGACGGACGAAGCGUGUCGCGCGGCCGAGGCGGAGGACGUGACCGCGGCGCCGGACGGACAACUCCGAGGAGCCCGGAAGCCCAGCUCCAUCUCCAGCCUCGGCGAGGGGGAGUCCGAGGAGCAGUUCGAACCCAGGAUCGUCCCGUAUAAACAAGUCCAGCAGGGCACCCCCAAGAAAGUGUUCAGGGCGAGGUACAUAAGCACAGAGUUGGGGAUACGUGAGCGUCUGUUUGUCGGGGUCCUUACAUCCAAAAACACCAUCAACACCAUGGGCGUAGCCGUCAAUCGCACCAUCAGCCAUCACCUGGACUCUGUCAUCUUCUUCACCGGCAUGCGCAACCGCAAAGUUCCCCACGGCAUGUUUGUGGUUUCCCAUGGGGACGAGAGACUGAUCUGGAACAUGUUCCAGACCAUCAGAUAUAUUUUAGACCAUUACAUCAAUGAGUACGACUGGUUUUACUUCGUCCAAGACGACACCUACACGGAGGCUGACCGGAUCAAGACCCUGGUUGAUCACCUGAGUAUGGAGAGGGAGCUUUACAUGGGAAGUCCUGAGGAGUUCAUCGGCGGGGAGAUGGAAGGGAAGUACUGCUACGGGGGGUUUGGGUACCUCCUGUCGCGUUCCUUGCUCCUGCGACUCCAGCCCUUCUUGGAAAACUGUAGGAACGAUAUCCUGAGCGCCAGGCCUGACGAGUGGCUCGGGAGAUGCAUCAUCGAUUACACCAACACAAACUGUGUCAGUGAAUAUGAGGAGCGUCAGUACCAUCACUACGAGCUGGGAAAAAACUCAGAUCCCAGUAAAGAGCAGAACGAACAUUUCAAGAACGCUCUGACCGUCCACCCAGUGUCUGACCCUGAACAGAUGUACCGGCUGCACAGAUACUUCACUGAGAUUGAGCUGCAGAAGACUUACGAUGAGAUUGCUAAGCUGCAGGCAGAAAUAAAGAACGUGAGUGUUGUUGCUUUUGAUGGCAACCGAAGCUCCCAGUGGCCCGUGGGGAUCAAUCCACCUUUUGAGCCCAAAUCCCGGUUUGAAGUGUUGAAGUGGGAAUACUUUACAGAGGAGGAGAUAUAUCUGUGCAUUGAUGGCGCUCCCAAGUGUGAGCUGCGUGGCAUUGACCGCAUGGAUGUGGCUGAUGUCAUCGACACGGCCGUCGGAGAGCUGAACAAGAAGUACAAGCCUGUUUUACACCUGAAGAAGCAGCAGCUAAUUAACGGCUACAGGCGCUUCGACCCCGUCCGGGGCAUGGAGUACACCUUGGACCUUCAGCUAGAGGUUGUAAACCAGAAAGGUCACAGCCGUUCCAUCACUAAGAGGGUUCACCUGGUGCGACCUUUGAGCCAAAUAGAGAUAAUUCCCAUGCCCUAUGUUACUGAAGCCACAAGAGUUCACAUCAUAAUACCUCUUACUCUGAAGGACCAGGGCUUUGUUCAGCAUUUCCUUGAAGUCUUUGCCUCCAACGCCUUUGAGACAAGUGAAAAUGCUAUUCUAACAUUCUUAUUUAUUUAUGACCCAGUGGAGGCGCAACAGGUGAAUCAGAAUGAUAUAUUCGCCAGUGUAAAGACUCAGAUUAAUACUUAUGAGCGAAAAUAUCCCACGGUGAAAAUACCUUGGAUAAGUGUCAAGACGGAGACGCCUUCCCAGAUCAAGUUCAUGGACAUCAUCUCCAAGAAGCACCCCGUCGACACGCUGUUCUUCUUGGCUGGCGUCAACACAAACAUCAACACUGAAUUCCUGAACCGCUGUCGCAUGAAUUCCAUAAACAACUGGCAGGUGUUCUUCCCCGUCCAUUUCCAGGACUACAAUCCUGACGUGGCCUAUCACAACCAACCGCAUCCGGCCACGGUCGAUCUGAUCAAGGACGCGGGCCAAUUCGACCGCCUGUCAUUUGAAGAGUCCUGUUUUUACAACACCGACUACAUGUCCACGCGCACGCGGAUGGUGUCGGACGUCCAGGAGAACGAGGAGAUUCUCGAGACCACGGACAUCUAUGACAUGUUCGUGAAGUACUCGGGUCUGCACGUCUUCAGGGCGGUGGAGCCAGCAUUGCACCAGCAGUACCGCUACCAAACUUGCAACCCGAGACUCAGCGAGGACAUCUACCACAGGUGUGUUCAGAGUAACCUGGAAGGGCUCGGCUCUCGCUCGCAGCUCGCCAUGCUGCUGUUUGAGCAAGAACAAGGAAACAGCACUUGAAAUUUCCACUGACCUGUCGGCUACUGCACUUCUUUAAACAGACAUUAAAAGCGGUGUCUUACUUUCAGACAGCGUUUUGAUGCAAGCUAGAACAUACGAGGUUCCAUCCGUAAGUAUAAUUUGCCCAAAACACAGCCCAUGUUUGGAGAUGUGGUCAUGAACUGUAAGUGGCCUCGUCGUCGGACAUUCUCCAUCUUGUGCAUCAAGGGUUAUUUGGUCUGUUCGAGUUUUUAGGUAGUUAGUACCGAUGCAGUACGUUCAUUAACUCUUUUAAAAUGUUUUUUUUUUUUUUAAUACAAAUGUUUACAAUACUUGUCCAUACAGAUGAGUUCCUAGAACCAAAAUGCUUUUGCUACUCUGACGAUUUUAAAAUGUGCGUCAAGCUAUUUUUUAACCACUAGAGGGCAGAAAUCAAAGCAGCAGAGCCUAGAGGUACGGUUAGCUUUACCCGUUGUGAAGGUGUCCUCCAAUCCUCCAGUGGACAGCGCCAUAUGUGAUUUGAGUCACUUUACUUUCCACAAGUCCAGUGAAAUUCCAAUAUUCAGAGGGACCUUCGUUUAAUCCACCAACUCCUGGAAUAAAGACUCAGAAGAGGCUUGGCUGAAUUAGUGUGCAUGGUACAGCUGCUCGUUGAUUUGUUUGCAGUCGGAGGAUUAAACCAAGUGAACUAAUACAAUGAGUUCAAAAUAGCAGAAAGCUUUAGCGGGUUAUUGCUUCUCGGUGGCAUCAGGAGAACGAGCAGCAACGUUUUCCUAUUUUACAGAAUGUUAAUCUGAUUUUAAUGUCAAAGAUAUUUUUGAAUGGGGUUAGAGUAAAGUUGCAAUAGAUACAUGUUAAUACUCAGGCCUUUUUCAUGGCAGACAUUUUGUUGUGAAAGUACACUGGGAAAAGAAAAUAGUUUACCAACUUAAAAUACAUUAAGAUUGGUAGCAAGCAAAUUAAUUAAAUCAAAGUUGUGAAUCAUGUGGAAAUAACUUGUAAACUUUCAUUUGAACAACUUAAUUAACAUGUGUGUUGCCUAUCAAAUUACUUUUUAAGUAAGUAAAACACUUCGCUUCUCCAAGAAUAGAAGAAGUAAUGAACAACUGAUAUCAACGAUGCUGCUCUUCUAUUCAUCUGUGCCAGUAAGACUAAGUCUGUGUGACAGUGAGUCAGCAUGCACGACACCAGGUCCCCUGGAACUGAAAGCAGCUAAAUGGAAUUCAGCCAUCGUUCCACUUAUUAUUUACACCAGUGCUUUUUUUGCACCGUGACAUUUCAAAAUGUCCACCGUGAAAAAGGCCCAUUGCGCCAUAGUUUGUUUGCCCUUUCAUGGAAGGGCACUGGAACGUUGAGCUUUUAAUAUUUACUGAUUUGAGUAUUCUUAAAAGCACAUGUUUGUGUAUGUGCCUUGACACUGAUGUUUUCAUAUGCUGGCUGUUUUGAAAUUAUCUUAUUAAUCAUUCGGAUGUUGCACAUCGGAUGUUUUUCAUCAGAAUUUUGCUAUUUUUACAUCAUUAAUAAUAGUUUUAAACAUUGGUUGGAGAGCCUCACUUUCACUGAGGAUAGAGACUGUUACAUAGCUUUGAAUUGAAUGGGUAGUUGGUAAAAACUUGAUAUAGAACAGGUGACUUGGAAAUAUCAGGAUCCCAGGCGUCCACAGGUUGUAUAUGUGCCUCAAAGCAGGAAAAGCUUCCUGAAAAGUAUCGAAUGUCCUGAGAUGUCGUCACAGUCCGCCAACAGAGUACGUUUAGUCUUCAUCUUUGAAAUCUUUUGAUGUUGCAUACCAUUUCUUACUCGUAGAGUCAAAGGAUGAUUAUGAAUAAUGGGGGUAAAAUCAUCUUUCUAAAAUGUCUGAAGUGAUUGCCGAGGCGAUUCAUUUAUUCAAGAGUCCUCAUUGAAGUAAGCGGUACUUAAAAACUGAAUUUAAUUAGUUUAGAAAUGACUGAAGUUACGAAUGUAUGAAAGAUUUCUUCUGUGUCACCAGAAGACACUGAAAAGAGUUUAAGACUUUGUAAGUUAUUGAACGGUGUCAUCGUCCUCCACUUACUGGCUACUUUCUCCUAGUUGCAGUACAAUCCAAUGGGAGGCCUUUUUCCACGUUACCACACAGCGGUACUCAACACCAGACAGUUCUGAUGUUCUAUCAUUUUGUGCAAUAUUACUGAAAACAGGCCUGGGCCGAUGUCUGAUGGAGGACAGGACUUUUACUGUCGAAGAUGUUUGCUGCAAGUACAGCAAAUGUGUGUAUUUUACAAUACUGUUCCUGAUGUUACAUUAAUUCAGGACUCAUACUUUAUUGCUAAGUAAAUACACUGUAAUCACUUUGACAAGAACUUUAAUGUAUUUUGCAGACACUAGACACUUUUUGUCCUCAAAUUAACUUUGAAAUAGAUAAAGAUUAAGGUGAGUCACUUUAACUGUAUUCCUAUUUCAAAGCAGACACUACAUCCACAGUGGUGAUCAUCAGCAGUGUUUGCUGAAUUUUUUUCAUGUGAACACAGACCGCAGUCAGUUGGUGCUGACUUUUUGCAUUUCUAUAUAUAUAUAUAUAUAUAUAUAUAAUUUCCUUUUAUAUUCAUGACGCAUCUCUAUCUUGAUGAGAGCAGUCUUUCACGGCGGCCGUGCUCCAGCUGACAGCGAGCGCGUCCGGCGUGAUUUUCAAGGGUACGACAUUAAUAAUGUGCAGAAUAGAAAAAAAGACCUGCAUCUUCCAAAAAAACGAACCACUGUGAAAGGCAGAGAUUUGUGAACACGAAGUCGUUGGUGAACCGCGUCGUCUUUGCCUUCUGUAGACGUGAGAGGCCUGAGGUUGAGGGGCAGAUUCCUCACCCUGUGUAGUUGACACAGCCACCGUCGCAGAGUAUUUUGUCUGUAACUUAUUUCUCUAUGCAUUUAGCAGAUUUUGAACACGUCUGCACUAUCAGAGGCUUCCAUGACAUCCUCUGUACAUGUAUACAUAUUUUAUAGACUAUUUUUAUGGCUUUUCUUAGCUUUAUUUACACAGCAAUAAUAUUUUAUUUCCUUGUUGACACAAUCAAUCAUGUGCUGUAUCCUCUUGUGUUUUGUGCUUUGAAAAAUCUUGUCCUUUGACCAUGAAGAUAAUUUACAAUGUGUGUUUUUCCUUUACACUUUGAAUCAAGUUAAUCCUUUCAAAAAGUAGGCAAAUACAUGAGCUCCGGUUUCUAAUUUCCAUCGACGUUCUGACUCAUUGGUUUACAUUAUUUGAAGCAUAUAUGGGUACUAAUAUAACCAAAGCAAUAUGUUUAAAUUCACGCUCUGUAAGUUUUUUGUAUUGUGUGCUGUAAUUCCCAAAUGAACUGUGAAUUAUUGUAAUUUUUAAAUAAAGAAUAUUUGAACAAAAAAA
Messenger RNA from Platichthys flesus (European flounder), 5857 nucleotides. It is a transcript of the gene chpfa, whose product is annotated as chondroitin polymerizing factor a. The coding region runs from base 217 to 2511 and encodes 764 amino acids. The record is from RefSeq and is a predicted model, not a curated record. The transcript has 4 exons. Gene Ontology annotation, molecular function: glucuronosyl-N-acetylgalactosaminyl-proteoglycan 4-beta-N-acetylgalactosaminyltransferase activity. Lineage: Eukaryota; Metazoa; Chordata; Actinopteri; Pleuronectiformes; Pleuronectidae. Gene Ontology annotation, cellular component: Golgi cisterna membrane.